Molecule: messenger RNA, 1565 nt
Organism: Physcomitrium patens
Lineage: Eukaryota; Viridiplantae; Streptophyta; Bryopsida; Funariales; Funariaceae
Product: glutamine synthetase cytosolic isozyme 1-4
Cellular component (GO): cytoplasm
Molecular function (GO): glutamine synthetase activity
Source: RefSeq, a predicted model, not a curated record
CACCGCUUCAAUCAGUCAGUCGGCCAGUCCGUCUCUCUUCCAGCUCGCACUGCCUCCCGCUGCUCUCUUGUUGAAUCCAGCGCAGCCUGUUGUUGUUGGGUGGUUUUAGUUUGCGUGUGCGGAGACGAUGACUUCCCUCGACGAACUGCUACACAUAUCUCUGGAGGAGUCUACCUCGGAGAUCAUCGCUGAAUACAUUUGGAUUGGUGGAUCCGGGACGGACUUGCGGUCCAAGGCCAGGACGUUGCCGAAGCCUGUCACCGACCCGAAGCUGCUGCCAAAGUGGAACUAUGACGGGUCGAGUACCGGUCAGGCGCCCGGCGAGGACAGCGAGGUGAUUCUUUACCCACAAGCGAUCUUCCGAGACCCAUUCCGGCGUGGGAACAACAUUCUGGUGAUUUGCGACGCGUACACGCCUCAGGGCGUGCCUAUCCCCACCAACAAGAGGGCUGCCGCUGCAGAAAUCUUCUCCAAGAAAGAGGUCGUGGAUGAGGAGCCCUGGUAUGGUUUGGAGCAGGAGUACACGCUGCUGCAGAAGGACGUGAAGUGGCCCCUUGGAUGGCCCGUGGGAGGCUACCCCGGCCCACAGGGGCCUUACUACUGCGGCACCGGAGCUGACAAGGCCUGGGGCCGUGACAUCGUGAACGCCCACUACAAGGCCUGUCUGUACGCCGGGAUCCAGAUCAGCGGCAUCAAUGGCGAGGUGAUGCCUGGGCAGUGGGAGUUUCAGGUGGGCCCCGCGAAGGGCAUUGCGGCGGCUGACCAGUUGUGGGCAGCGCGGUACAUUCUGGAGAGGAUCACGGAGAUCGCAGGAGUGGUGCUGUCGCUGGACCCCAAGCCCAUCGACGGAGACUGGAACGGUGCUGGGUGCCACACCAACUACAGCACGAAGUCGAUGCGCGCGGAUGGAGGAUACGAGGUAAUCAAGAAGGCCAUCGAGAAGCUGGGGUUGAGGCACAAGGAGCAUAUCGCAUCAUACGGCGAGGGCAACGAGAGGAGGUUGACGGGCAAGCACGAGACUGCGGACAUGAAGUCGUUCUCGUGGGGAGUGGCGAACAGGGGGGCAUCAGUGCGAGUGGGGCGCGACACGGAGAAGGAAGGGAAGGGAUACUUCGAGGACAGGCGGCCGGCGUCGAACAUGGAUCCAUACGUGGUGACGGGACUGGUGGCGUACACGACCAUCUUGUGGAACCCCACGGAAAGCAAGUAAAUGGGAGAGUGUCAGGGAAGGGAUAUUGGUUUGGUACAGGAAGGGCUGUUGGGAGGCAGCGAUGACGAAUGGUGACUUGAUUGCUGGGUAGGGAUACGUUUGAUAAGGUAGGCGAUUGUCGGUAGUUGGCUCGGGGAUGGGGGUAUUGCCGAGAGUGAGUCAGGAGUUGUGUGUGGAGUGCCCGCGGUGGCUGUACAAAGCUGGACGAUGCAUGCAGAAGAGCUUCUGUGUGAUUGAUGCGGAGACGUUGUAAAGAGGAAGGGUUCCAGUAGGCAGGAGGGGCAGAUUGUGUCAAUGCUGGCGUGCUGUACUGCACAACAAUCGCAAUAAUCACACUACAAUUACAAUUUAUUCA